Molecule: messenger RNA, 480 nt
Organism: Macrosiphum euphorbiae (potato aphid)
Lineage: Eukaryota; Metazoa; Arthropoda; Insecta; Hemiptera; Aphididae
Source: the annotation of a GenBank genome assembly
AUGGCUCCAAUUGACUGCGUGCAGCCUAUUGUUGAUAAUGAGCUCGAGGUUUCAGAUAACAUACAUGAAAUCAGGCGAAAAACUCGAGACAACAUCGUAAACACAGAACACGAACAUAGAGCAGAAGAGCUCUCCUGGUAUUUUCUCUUUCCACACGGGAUCAACGGAUGGGGCGAGCAACGAGAGAUCAAAAUCACUCCACUUGAUUAUUACCAGCAAAGAAUUUUGGGCAGUGACCUACGCUUUCAGCGUAAUGAUUAUCUAUUUUAUGCAUUGUCAAUGUUUGAAUACAAAAGAAUAAAAGCGACGAUACAGGCUUGCCUGAAGAAACUUGUAGGUCCGGAUGGAAAGAUAGAAGAUCUGCAUCUCAUUACAAAAGCAUUGAGAGGAUCGUCGGCCUAUUGGCGUACAGCUCUAAACGAAUGUCUGGCAAAAAUCCGCAGCCUUGGUCCACCAACGUAUUUCAUCACCUGCAGUUGA